AUGGACCCGGCGCAUCGCAGUGCUUUGAAGCAAGCACUGGGCAUUGCAGUUGAGCUGGUGUUCCACGGGUCUGUCAUUGUCAACGGGGGCAAGCCAAAGAGGGUGUGGUCACAGGUACGCCCCCUGGUGCAAGAUGCAAUCCGGAAAGGCAUCGCGCGGUCCAGAUCAGUCAUGGCUACGUCCACCAGAGAUGGUGUUGCUGCCAUGGCAAGUGAAUGUGCCCGUGAGUCGCUCACGGCAGGAGCGUCGAACCCGGGGGAGAGGUCGGUGGCGUUGUUCAUGACUGAGAAGAGUGCUGAGGCUGUCAGAAAGUGGCUGGCUGCGAAUGGAUCCAAGAAUCAUGCAGAGCACUCGGCUUUCUGCACGGCCAUGAACAAGUUGAGCAGCAAGCUUUGCAAGUGUCGUCGCGACACAACUGCUUGUCCAAUUCACUCCGGAGCGAGCGUGACCAUCCCUGAUCUUGUCUGGUGGAGUGCUGAUGCCAUCUACGAGAGUGUGCCAUGCGCUGUGCCAACAUUUGCAGUCGCCUUGGCAGUCAGGUUCGCAAAAUCCCAGCAGCCUCAACCCAGCUCAUGCUCGUCAAUCACAGCUGCAGAACCACUUCCUGCAUUCUGCCAGUUCUUGUGUUGCAAGGAUGCUACGCCUGCCGCACAGACAGGAACCGCCGCCACAGACGCAGAUGCUGCUGAAGCAGAUGUUGUGAUGGUUCCCAACAAUGCAGCGCUGGAAGCGCUGACGGCAAUGCGGCCCGCAUACUUGCUCACAAUGAUUCCCAAAGUGCUUGGGGCACUGUCACAGAAUCCGACACGGAAGUGCCGCUUCGCGGACUGUCAAGCACAGAGUCUCCAAUCUGCUUGCAACGCGUUGCUGAAGAUAAUGGAACCGGCCAAUGCCGUCAAGGGUGACAGUGACUUGCCGGUGUCCACGCAGCUGGAGAUGUUGCUCGCGACAAUGGUGGCAGACGAAACAGAUUGGGCAACCGGGUGGAGCAAGCUUUUGACAAAGACCAUAGGGUUGGAGAUGGGGUCAGCAGGCCCUGAAGAAUUUCAGAGCAGAUUGUCAGCUCUGACUGUGGGUGAUCUCGGCUUAGAUGUGCCAGCAAAGUUCAAGUACAUGCUUGGCCGACCAGACCAACCAUCCGUGAAAGAUGAGGUUCUCAGUCCUGGACCACGAACAAAAGGCGAUGCACACCCCGGCGCUGCUUCAGAGCCAUUUGCGUGUGGCGGUUCUCUUGUUCGCUUGUCCGACGUCUAUGUCUUUACUGGCGAUGUGCCGUUCAACGUCUUGGAUGUGUUGAGCAUCCAGAUGCAGAUUUCAACGCACUUGUACGCCAAGGCGUUGUCGGCGUCAGACAAGCACAUCAUGGACAUACUCUACAUCGACUAUGCUCAGGGCACGAAGGCUGCUGUCACCAUUGACCUCAGUAAGGUCGAAGAUGCUGGAGACAAACCUCAGCCUGAGCUCAAGAUCUGGAUGUUCGGUCAGGUGGUGACGGAUAUGGGGCCCAAAAACAAUUACCCAUUGGCUUCCGGGCAGCAGCAUGUGAUCAUGUUAUGUCUUUGUAGCAAUCGCAAUGGCAUACAUGAGUCAUGA
Messenger RNA from Symbiodinium natans, 1593 nucleotides. The record is from the annotation of a GenBank genome assembly. Lineage: Eukaryota; Dinophyceae; Suessiales; Symbiodiniaceae.